UCAUGCUGCUGCCAGGUCCAGAGUGUGUCAUGGGUCCCUGUACGGCCUCCCAUUGCUGCUGUCUCCAUCGUCACACUCUGCCAUGUGCCACUUUCAGGUCUCCUCACACUGCUGGUGGGUUCCAUUUUGUCAUAGGGUGCUGGCAGAUUACGGGCCUCCCAUUGCUGCUGCCAGGCCCGUAAUCUGCCAUGGGCCCCCGUACCGACUCCUCAUGCUGCUGCCAGGCCCAGUGUGUCAUGGGUCCCUGUACGGCCUCCCAUUGCUGCUGUCUCCAUCACCACACUCUGCCAUGUGCCACUUUCAGGUCUCCUCACACUGCUGGUGGGUUCCAUUUUUU
This is a messenger RNA of Staurois parvus, 337 nucleotides long. The record is from the annotation of a GenBank genome assembly. NCBI's taxonomy places the organism in Eukaryota, Metazoa, Chordata, Amphibia, Anura, Ranidae.